This is a messenger RNA of Darwinula stevensoni, 1160 nucleotides long. The record is from the annotation of a GenBank genome assembly. Lineage: Eukaryota; Metazoa; Arthropoda; Ostracoda; Podocopida; Darwinulidae.
AGACGAGCGUGGCUCAAGAAACAUGGCUACGGUUCAGUUUGAAGCCCUCGACCAGAAUGACCCAAUCGUCAGAAAAAUGGAAAGUCAACAUCUUUGGUACCGGAAAUUCAUAAAAUCCAUCCCGGAUGGCUACGUCAUGCCUGCAUACUACUCGGAAUUCCAGAAGACCAACACGUUCAAACCUCGAGAUGAUGACAUCUGGAUCGUCACAUUUCCCCGAUCAGGAACAACAUGGACUCAAGAAUUGACCUGGUGUAUCGUCAACAUUGACAAGCUAGAAGAUGCACGCAAGUUUCCCCUCUGGUUCCGAACUCCAUUCUACGAGUGGGACUGCCUGGUACCUCCAGAUGGACUUCCGGAUCUGUCGCAGCUGGUCAUUCCAUUUGACACCAUCGAGGAGGCAGACAAGCACUUCCAUAAGCACGGGAACAUGCUUCCUCACCUGGAGAGCAUACCUUCUCCCAGGGUCAUCAAGACGCAUUUGCCGGUUUCACUUCUGCCUCCCGAAGUGAGGAAAAAUAAGAUCAUCUACGUGUCGAGGAACCCGAAGGACUCCUGGAUCUCCUACUACUCUUUGUUUCAUACUUUCGACAGUUUCACGGGGACGCUCGAUGAUUUCAUCGAACAGAACAUUCACGGAAUCUGUGAGAAGGGCUUCGUUGCCGUCGUAAACGCGAUCGAGGAGAUCGAGAGGCUAGCCCGAUUCCUUGGGAAGGACCUGACCCAGGAACAGACGAAGGCCGUAGAGGAAGAGGCCUCGAUCGAGCGAAUGAGGGAAAAGUCCCCCGUGACCGGCCCCAACUACAGGUGGAAGCACCUGAACCCCCCUCGCGAUCCGUCCGAUUCCUUCAUUCGAGGCGGGCGAGUCGGCGGCUGGCGGAACGUGCUCGACGAGGACCAAGUCGAGAAGAUCGACAAAUACAUCAGGGAAUACUUGGAGGAGACCGGACUCUUCGAUUCUCAGACGUGAUCUAUCGGUGACUGCUCUGCGGUCGAAUGUCUUUUUUUGUCCGAAAGGGAGUGGCUUCGAGUUGCUGUCCGAAUUUUCGAACGUGCCUUUUCAUGUGUAUCGCAUCUCAUAGUAUCUAAAAAGGAACUCUGUGGAAAACUUUCUCGCAAAAUCUUCCCUCGCAGGGAUUUAUAUGUAACACGCAUCCUCG